Penicillium cataractarum is the source of this 786-nucleotide messenger RNA. RefSeq lists its product as uncharacterized. Bases 1 to 786 code for a protein of 261 amino acids. Lineage: Eukaryota; Fungi; Ascomycota; Eurotiomycetes; Eurotiales; Aspergillaceae. The transcript has a single exon. The record is from RefSeq and is a predicted model, not a curated record.
AUGCAGUCCGCGCCAGAAGCGACUGAGGCCUCGAUCCAGAAUGAUCGGCCAGGCACCCCACCCCGCCCACCUUAUUCCCCAGUGACCCCGGUAUUCGCGCACCUCGACCUGGUCGCCUCUGCCAACGCCACCAUAGUUCCUCCCCCUCUGUCACCUUCACCUGCAUCGCAUGCGCUCCCAGAACCUCUGUUGGGUUACCGACCACCACCCCCUCCAGCAGCCCCGCCCGUCUUCAAACCAGAACCCCCGCCAGUGCCUAUCUCCGAGAGCGAGAAUCCGGAUGCUAUCGCGUUGCGAUCCGCCAUCUCUAUCCUGCAAAUGCAGAAGCAGCAAACGCUGCGCGAUAUUCGGAGUUUAGAUCGGUUGAAAGAGGCUGCUGGUGCGGACCCGGAGGGGUUUGCGCAUGAUUUAGCGACAGGUCGUUUGCGCACCGAGGAUCGCGGGGCAGUGAUUCAGUUCUCGGGUGACGAUGUCAUGGACACGGAAGAAGACCAUAAGGAGGGCGAUGAGAAAUCAAAGACAGACGGUACUUCCACGUCAAAGUUUGGCCGCUUACCACCACCACAGAACGUGGUACGAAUGCCGCCGAUAAAUUGGGCCAAAUACCAAGUCAUAGGCGAUUCGCUGGAUCGCAUGCAUGAAGAGCAGCUACGACGACCUACUGCCGGCGAACCCAGGCGAGAACCUGCGCCGGAGUAUAUGUUGGCUUCGCCUUAUCGUCCACUUGUUGAUCAGUUGGAUACACCUGCGCGGCUGGCCCGGCCCAGCAAGACCAAAAAGCCAUGA